CGCUUAUGUCUGGAAACUCCAAAAGUAAAACACAGGGAAUUGGCUCUGUUAAAAGUAAAAUUUAACUACUAGUGCGAUUUAAAAACUACAUUGCCAUCGUCUGCUCGCUCCGCAUAGUUUUCCAUACUAUUGAGAAACUCUAUGGCAUCGAAGACCGAUGUAAUGGAGAAUCUAUGAACUCUACGUGCGUUGAACAGACUAGUGCAAUCGAGUUGUUGGGUGUCAGAAAGCGCAAACACAAACUAAUGCCCCACAUUUUACCUUCACUUGUGUAAAACGGCACUUUUGAGAAUAUUGCCAAACGACUGUGAGUCAUCAGGUCUACUUGUAGUGUCGCGUGCCUACAUAUAAUUAUUGUAUUUUCGCUCUCAUGUUCAGCGAAAUCAUUUGCAAGCCCUUCGAAAAUGUCGGCGCAGCCGUGGCGUCCCUGGCGCCGGGCGGUCUACCGCCGCCGUCGUCUCCUCCGCCGGCGCCGCUGGACCCCAGCGACCCGCUCCUCACCAACCCGACGGUGGCGUUGGCCGUCAAGUCGUUCCGCAACAUGCGCAGCGCCGCGUUGACGCCCGUCGCCCGGCGGCUCCGAGACAUCAUGAUCAAGCGCCAGCAGCUGAGACAACAGCAGCAGCAGCAGAUGGCGCUGCAGCCGCAAGUGAGCCCGGGCGGCGGCGGCGGCGUCCAGGACUGGACCGAGGUCAGCAUCGCCUGCCCGCCGCCCGGCACCAACCUGGCCGGCCGGAGGCCCGUCAAGGGCCGCAGGCCGCUCAUACCUCCGGGCCAGCUGCUUCGGGAAACCCUCGGAGCAGACGUGCUGCUCCUGCUGGGCGCUCUGCUCGCGUUCCUCGGCUCGGCGGUCACGCUGCUCGCGACGUACGGCCGGUUCGGCAACCCGGAGUCCCGGCCGACCGUGCUCGGGCUUGGGCCGCCCCUGGUGGGCAUCGGGUUCGUGUUCUGCAUGCUGAGACUGUUCUUCUGCAAGCCGCAGAAGAUCAAGAACGCCUGCUGCGGUUGGCUGCUGGCCGCGCGCGUGCAUCCGAGUCGCGGGGGAAGCCGGACGCCGGUCAACGUGGCCACCGCCGCGGCGCCUCGGGUGGCCGACCACGCCGUCUCGUUCGACGCGACGCGCUUCAGCCAGACUUGGACUAUCACGUGACAGUCGGCUUCCGUGCCGUGUGUGCCCUUUCCUUCCGGAUGAUGGUAGUGUCUACGACGCGUCAGUUUUGUGUGCCAACUUUUAGUAUGUAUACUUACUUGCCUCGGCUCGAGGACCGUGCGAUGUGCUUGGACCGCUUUGGGGAAGAGCAAAGCUGAAGCAAAACACGGAAAUAAUCGGCGUUUUUCACAAGGAGCGUGGAUCUUCCUGGCGAAACGUAUCUCCCUAUACUGCACCACUGUUUCUUAACGGGUGCUGUCGGCAACUGUUUUCGAGGCAGUUUGUUGGGCCCGCGUCGCUGGUCGGCAGGGACGAGGAGAAGCAAUGGACGAAACAUCGCGAAGCAUUACUGUCCGCCACACACAUUUAGUUAAAUGUCGUCGCUUGUGCUCUUGUCUUUCUAUGGAAGAUAUUCUCGGUGCUGUUAAUGAAACUCCCAACAGUAGAUUGCAGGAGCCAUGUUUUAUAACGAGUACCAUCCAACUGCCUAACUGGGAUACCACGCAAGUAUGUAACGUUGACUUAAAUCAGUCUAGUCCGUCGUCAUAUUUUAACCGCCAUGUUGAGUGAUAUAUGCUGGCACUUGAUGUCCAUGUGGAUGUAGGAGAGUUUUAGGCCUUUGUAAUGCUUUUAAAAUCUCUCCCCCGCCCCCUUUUUUUUAUUUGUAAAGAAAAUGAACGAGAUUCGAGCAGUCCAGGCAUGAAAGAAACCUGAUAUUGCUGCAUUUUAAGCACCACUAGCUGGCUACUACAAUGGCGGAGUGGUUAAUGGUGUUCAUGACUUUUUACCGUGCCACCAGACUCCAUUGAGCUAGGAGAUGCACAAUACGGUUGGAGCAACUUGUCAUUACCAAGGCGCUUUCCGAUCGAGUUGUCCACUAUAUUGCUGCUUCUACAAUACUACAACAUACAGGGCUCUGCAGAUUGUUUUUCUUGAGCACUUUGAUUGGAGCGUGAAGCUACUACAGUCGAUACCGGAUAUAUCGAAUUACUGUCUAUAUCGAACAACUGGGGAUCUAAUGCAAAGUACAGCGCUGUACCACGCGUGCACCACGUACACAUACACCACACCACCGCCACAUACAAAACACAUCGAACAUAUCUCGCGCCAUCGGAAAUAUUGACGAUUUCGAAACAGCACUGUUUUGGCACAUACUGUCAGACGAGACGUCGAACUGAAGGGCAAUACAUGUCAAUGAGUAAAAAAAAAAAUGAACAGGGUGCGCACGUGUCUGCAUAUGCGGAUGGCCCGUUCAAACUGCGGUCGUUCGUUAUCGACAAGGGCAGGUCGCCGCGUUACUUGUUUCGAGAACGAGAAAGGCACGUGGCGAAAAGCCUCCCGGUUCGAUACGCGUUCCACGAGAAGGCGCGGAUACAAUUCCGUAUCCACACUGAGUGGCUCCGUGCAUAUAUAGGAUGUCGAACUGGAGACGUCUGCACCACCGGGUACCCAGGAACAUUUUUUAACAGGGUUCCGCGGAACGCCAAGACGAAUCCUACU
Dermacentor albipictus is the source of this 2650-nucleotide messenger RNA. RefSeq lists its product as uncharacterized. Lineage: Eukaryota; Metazoa; Arthropoda; Arachnida; Ixodida; Ixodidae. The record is from RefSeq and is a predicted model, not a curated record.